AUGGCACUUGUGCUGCUCCCCGUCCCCGUCAGCUCGCCCGUCCCCCUCGCUCCCAUCGUCAUCGGCAGCCUCAAAGGCGCAAACAAGCGCACCUGGAUGGACUUUGUCGCGAGCGGUGCCGCCCACGAGCUGUACGAGGCUGCGUCGCCUGCCUCGGCAGGCGGCAUCGACAAGAAGUACCGCCCGCUGCGCCCCACCCCGCCUGGGAGUGCGGCCGCCUCGCGCAGCCCGUCGCGCGAGCGCGCGCCAGCGUCGGCCGAGACAAAGCCGCGCCGUAAGCGCCAGACGUCGCGCAAACGCGCUCGCACUGCCUGCAUCCCGUGUCGCGAGCGUAAGGUCAAGUGCGAGGGCGCGCAGCCGGGAACCAGCUGCACGCAGUGCGGUGUAGCCGGCGCGUCGUGCCACUGGCCCGAGGAGGACGGCCGGUCGACCGAGGCGCGUCGCGCUCAGCUCCGCGAGCCGCGCAAGCGCCGCCGCAGCGACGGCACGACGCCCACGGCGGACGCGACCCCCGCGUCGUCUGUCGUAUCUUCUACCCCGACAGCGGACGGCGUCACACCCAGCAGCGUGAACAGCGACGCGCUCGCGUGGAUGGACGACGAGUUCGUGUCCCCCACGGCGGACUUUACGCCCCUGUGGGACUAUGCUGCCCCCUCUGCCGCCCCGGCCUUCGAAUUUGACCUGUCCUCGGCGCUCGCGGCGAUGCCGGAACCCGCCGCGCCGCUGUCGUUCGACCUGCCCGGCUUCGACCUGGCGCACUUCAUGGGCCUUGACCCGCUCGCGGCCGCCGCGCUGCUGGACAACAGCGGCAACUCGGGUGUCAUGCCCCCGAUGCACGCGUAUCCCACGCCCGAUAAUCCGAAUGGCCGGCCCGAUUGGCCGCCAGUCGCUGAGACGGGUCUGUCGCCGGAACACGACGAGGAGAUCGAGCUUCCCGACUGCCACCGCGGCCCCAGAUGA
Messenger RNA from Vanrija pseudolonga, 960 nucleotides. RefSeq lists its product as uncharacterized. Bases 1 to 960 code for a protein of 319 amino acids. Gene Ontology annotation, molecular function: DNA-binding transcription factor activity, RNA polymerase II-specific; zinc ion binding. The record is from RefSeq and is a predicted model, not a curated record. Gene Ontology annotation, biological process: regulation of DNA-templated transcription. NCBI's taxonomy places the organism in Eukaryota, Fungi, Basidiomycota, Tremellomycetes, Trichosporonales, Trichosporonaceae. The transcript has 2 exons.